AUGGCGAAGAUUAAGAUGAGAGAAACAUUCAUAUCCUACUACAUGCUCCCUAUCCUCCUCCUCCUCCUCCUCCUCACGGUGGAAACUCACGCGCACAACGUCACACGCCUCUUAGCAAACCACCCUUCUUUCUCCUCCUUCAACCAUCUCCUUACCAAAACUCACCUCGCACACGAAAUCAACAAGAGAAACACCAUAACCGUCUGCGCCGUCAACAACGCCGCCAUGUCAGAAAUAACCUCCAAAGGCUACACCAUCUCCACUCUCAAAAACAUCCUCUCCCUCCACGUCCUCGUCGACUACUACGACGCCCUGAAAUUCCACCAGAUGGGCCCCGGCUCAAUUCUCGCCGCCACUCUCUUCCAAGCCAACGCUCCUGGAGCUAGAGGAUACGUCAAUAUAACGAUUAAGAGAGGCGGAAAAGUCGGUUUCCGCCCUGACGGCGGAAACUUAUCUUCCUUCUUUGUUAAAUCCAUCAAAGCGCUUCCGUAUAACAUCGCUGUUAUCCAGAUCAGCAGGAUCUUAGGGUCGCAUGCCGCGUCGGCUCCCACUACGACGGCUCCCACUACGGCGGAGAUGAAUCUCACAGGAAUAAUGUCCGCUCAUGGCUGUAAAGUGUUCGCCAAGACUCUUCUCUCUAACCCCGGAGCUUCAAAAACAUAUCAGAAAAGUGUAGAAGAAGGCAUGACAGUGUUCUGUCCAAGAGAUGACGCCAUGAAAGGAUUCUUGCCCAAAUACAAGAACUUAACGUCUCUCAAGAAAAAAGCUUUCCUCGAUUUCCUCGCUGUUCCGACUUACUACUCAAUGGCGAUGCUCAAAUCCAACAAUGGUCCAAUGACCACACUUGCCAAAUAUGGAGCCAACAAGCUCGAGCUCACUGUACAGAACGAUGGAGAGAAAGUUACCCUCAAGACAAGGAUCAACACUGUCCAAAUCGUUUGUGCUCUGAUCGAGAAGCAGCCAUUGGCUAUCUAUGCGACUGAUAAGGUUUUAUUGCCUAAAGAACUGUUUAAGGCUCCAACUCCGGCGGCACCGGAGGACGGUGAUGUUGCGGGUUCUCCAAAACCGGCUGAAGGGAAAGCGAAGGGGGACAAAGAGAAGGCUGCACCGUCGUCUGAUGAGUCGGAUUCGCCUGCGGAAGGGCCUGAUGAAGAGGCGGAUGAUGGAACUGCUGAUGAGGCUAGUGCGGCUAGGAUCUUGGGAGGAGCUAAGGCUGGUUUGGUGGUGAGCUUGUUUGCUUCUUCUUGGCUUCUUCUAUAG
Molecule: messenger RNA, 1260 nt
Organism: Eruca vesicaria subsp. sativa (arugula)
Lineage: Eukaryota; Viridiplantae; Streptophyta; Magnoliopsida; Brassicales; Brassicaceae
Source: the annotation of a GenBank genome assembly